AUGGUGGAGGAUUUCGAACACAAUACCGAAGGCUCAAAUCAAAUUGACAACAUGGCAGCUCCGGUAGCUGAUGUUGAAACCGAGGCUGCGACUGAAGUCGGCACCCUGGAUAUGCCGGAGGCCGUUGCACAUUCAACUGAGUCCGAGCAUCAGUCCACAUCAACGCCAGAAAUGUCGCCUGAACCUUCGCAGGAGAGCGAGGUUGAACGUACAAGCGAGCCGGCGGUGACUGCAUCGGAUGUUUCAGCUGAAGCACCUAAUGCUGGUGACGAUCAGCCUCAGUCAGCUGACUCUGGCGACGAACCUUCACCAGUUGUGUCUGAAAGGGAAGAGCCACCUGUAAUGCCCGGUGUGGACGCAUCCGAACCUGUACACGAUGCGGAUGUAGAUGUUGAAGAGUCACAUGAUCAGGAGGCAAUGGAGGUGGAACCUUCAUCAGAAAUAGUCGGUGAGGCUGACAUGGACAACCGCGACGUCGAGGAUAUGGAACCCUCACCCGAAAGCGUAAAUGAGAUGGAAAUCGACGAAUCAUAUGGCCAAGAAGUCGUUAGUGAAUCCGUACGGUCAUUGAGUGUUACGGAAAUCGAAAUUGCAGAUAAUGAAGGCAUAGAUGAGGAACCUGAAUCUACACGCAUCGCCGAACAGGAAAUGGCUGUAGAUGAUGAGGUGCAACCAUCUGUUACCGAAAUUGAAGAGCUCGAUGAUCAAUCGAUCAUGGAUGAGCCAGUGCAAUCAUCGCGCACUGUCGAAGUUGAGGAGGCGAAUGACCACCCGGACGUGGAUGAAUCGAUAUCACCAUCACACGUCACCGAAGUUGAAGAUGUAGACAGCCAAGACGCUGUGAUUGAUGAGUCUCAUGCACCAAGUGCCGAAGAUAUUGAAGAAGCCCAUGGUCAGGAAGCGGUGGAUAUGCAACCCACAUUAGAACCUGUUGCUGAUGUUGAGGAGCCGUAUGAUCAAGCAGUUGAUGAGCCUCAAUCGUCGCGUAUGGCUGAACAUGAAGCUGUGGACGAUCCAGAUGUUGUUGAUGAACCUCAAUCUGCACGUGUUGCUGAGGUUGAAGAGACAUACGAGCAAGACCGUGUGGAUGAUUUAGAACAAUCGGAGCAUAUGGUUGAAGAUGAAGAGGGCAUGGAUGAUGCGGUGGAAUCUUCUCGUGCUGCUGAAAUUGAAGACGUGGAUGAGGAUUCCCAAGUAUCACAUGUUGUUGAAGUCGAAGAUUUAGAUGACCAGGACUCAAUGAAUGAGGAUCCCCAACCGUCAGAGCGCGUAGACGAUAUGGAGAUCGAAGAGUCUUAUGGCCAAGAGACCAUGGACGAAGCGAUGCCAUCGUCCGAGCGCAUAGAUGAGAUUGUGUUUGAAGCGGGUAAUCAGGCACCAAGUGUUGAUAUGGAGCCAUCACAAGAAGAUUUGUGUGAGGUUGACGUAGAUAACCAACCGAUUGUGGAUGAAUCACCGCAAUCAUCACCACGUGUACACGAGAUGGAGGUGGAAGAGCCCGAUGAGCAAGAACCUGUAGAUAUGGAAAAUCCUUCGGAAUCCGUAGAAGAGGUCCGGUUUACAUCAAUUCUUCAUGCUCCUACUGUGAUCAUGGAAGACGUGUCGGGAACUCUUGACGACACGCAAUUUGACGCGCCUCACCAUGCGCCGACUGUGGUUAUGGUAGACUCCUCCGAAGAGGCAGAUGACAUCCAGUGUGAUGCAGUCCGCCAUACGCCUACCGUGAUUAUGGAAGAUUUGUCAGCGCCUGUAGAGGACAUGGAAGUAGAAGACUCGUAUGACCAGGAUGUUGCAGACGUGGAGCCAGAAACAUCACUUGUAGAGGAGAUGAAGGUCGAUGCCAACUCCAAUGAAAAUGGCGUGACAGCAGAAGCGUUACGAGACAUGGAACAGCAGAUGACGGAAAGAAGUCGUGAUGUUGCGCUAUUAGAGCAGAAGUUAGCUGAAAAGGAGCGUAACUGCGUCAUGCUAGAGCAGCAGCUGGUUCAGGCAAACCAACAGGUAGAAACCUGCUACUACCAGUUGGAAGAGAGCGGAGAGCGUCUGAAAAAAUACGCCUCCGAAGUAGCGGCUUUGAAGGCUGAAAAUGAUCGCCUCGGAGGUGAGGUGGAUAAAAUGAAGUUGGAUGCCGAACGUUUGGAGCUGUUGGAAACCGAGAAGCGUAACCUGAGCGAGAUGGCGGCCACGUUGACACGUGAUAUGGAGGCAAAACAGAAGGAAGCCGCGUUGUCUUUGGAAUCCAAUAAGGCUCUGGAGGAGCGCGUGAAGGCAUUGGAGGGCGACAACUCCACCCUCAAGGGGCAGCUGCAGUCCAUGGAGAGCGAGUGCCAGGCGCACAAGCUGAAAUCCACCGAAAUUUAUGCGAUGUACCAGCAGCUGCAGAAGGAAAACGUGAGCAUGGUGGAACAACUUAAACAGCGAAGCAUUAGCGCAACGGCAAGCGUGUCGGCGGAUACUGCCGCGGCUAAUUAUAGAGAGCUGGCCGGCGAACUCGAACGGGCCUCGCAGCGUUGCAAAGAGCAAGAAGCGCUGCUUAAAUCAAAGGAUGCUGAGAUGCAGAAAAUGAAGCAACAAAUGCAGGUGAUGAAACGUGAACGCCGCGAAGUUGCUACCCAUGUCUCGGAUAACGAGAGCACAGCGGCGUCUGAGUCCGAAGUGCGGCGCCUGAACGAGGAGUAUCGCAUGAUGAAAAUGAGCAACGCCGGCCUGGUGAGUGAAGUGGCGUCGCUAAAGGCUCUGGUAGCGGAGAAGACGUCCCGCAUUGACAACCUCAACUGCGAAGUGUUGGCCUUACGCCACCCCCCAGAGCCAAGGCACAAGGGCGAAUUGGACUUGGAAGAUUACAUGAGCAGCCGUCGCAUGGGUUUCUCAUCAAAUGCAUCGUCGAUGCGGCGUAGAGGUCUGGGCGGACUCUUGGAUGCGUUCUUCAUGCCGUUGGAGCGCCCGAGCAUUCGCAUAUUGUUCUUUCUGUACCUCAUAGCGCUGCACGUAGCAAUCGUGGUCCUCGCAACCAAGUAA
Babesia ovata is the source of this 3018-nucleotide messenger RNA. RefSeq lists its product as uncharacterized. Bases 1 to 3018 code for a protein of 1005 amino acids. The record is from RefSeq and is a predicted model, not a curated record. The transcript has a single exon. Lineage: Eukaryota; Apicomplexa; Aconoidasida; Piroplasmida; Babesiidae.